Messenger RNA from Rosa chinensis, 2506 nucleotides. Its product is annotated as transmembrane E3 ubiquitin-protein ligase FLY2. The record is from RefSeq and is a predicted model, not a curated record. Lineage: Eukaryota; Viridiplantae; Streptophyta; Magnoliopsida; Rosales; Rosaceae. Bases 397 to 2094 code for a protein of 565 amino acids. The transcript has 15 exons. Gene Ontology annotation, molecular function: zinc ion binding.
CGCGUAUGCCUACCUUCCUCAAACAAAGGCUUCCCAGUCUGACCUGCAUUUACCAGAAACCAGAGCAGAAGACCAGUAGACAUGUCAACCACCAUAGCUUCACAACUCUUAGCCUCCAGACCCAUUUUGAUUUUGAUCAAUUAGUUGCUAUAUUUCUAUCCUCUUCUGGUGUUGCUUAGGAGGUCAAUUAGUCGCUGAGCUUUCACUUUCUUCAUUUGAUCGGCUGGUAGUUCCUAUGCUAGACUCUAAUUGAAGCAACCCUCCUCUCUCUCUCUCUCUUAAGCUCUCUCUCUACUCUAAUGGGGUUUGCAUUGUUCUCAUCGAAUUCCCGCUGUCAAUUCCGACCAAGUGGUUUGUUGGUGGUGGACAUUCGCAGUUGAAUUUCGGGUUUCUGAUAUGGGCACUCUCAGAAAAUUAGGGUUCUUGUGGUCUCCGACGACCAAGUUGAGGUUUCUCUGCUGGUUCUGCGCCGCUUUGCUGCUUUCUCCGCCGGUGGCGGGUCUCAGACCCUUAAGGGAAAGGGCUCGCUCCUGGGGCGAUGAGUGGCUAUUUGUAAGAAAAGAUGAAAGUGAGUUGGGACCCUUCUCUUCGUGGAACAUAACAGGAACUUAUAGAGGGACUUGGAAGUUUCCUGAUUCUGCAAAUAGCUCUUCCAGAUUUCCAGAAUUUAGGAAAUCCAGUGGCAAUUCUAUCAUCGAAUUAGUUAGCACACAAACAAAAAUAAUGGGCGUACAUUAUGUGCAGGGUGUAAUUAUCUUCCAUGAUGUGUUUGAGAAUGAACACAAUGUUGGGGGUGUCCAAAUUAGAGUGGAAGGUGUAUUUAUAUGGCCGUUUAAACAGCUUCGAAUGGUAGCUAACAGUGGAAAAGAGGGAGACUCAAGCCAAGAAGAAGAUUAUAUUUUGUCUAACCCGUAUCAUAUGCUUGGAGCUUUCUCUUCCCAGGUUUUCCAAGAAUCUCCACGAGAUAAGCUAUGGAGGAAAAAGCAUUCGCCAAUUUAUGAAAUGGAGAAACAUUGUAAUAUAGAAAUUGCAGGCCAAAUUUCACGUGUAUCAUCCGCCCAUAAUGAUGGAGAUCGCGAUCGUUACCAAAUAGAAGGGUUGAUGGAGAGUCCUGCAGUGGAUGAUGAAGGAGAUUGCUUCUCACCCUUGAUAUUAAAUGCUACUUCUGUCAAUGUGGAGGUGUACUAUAACAAAGCAGUGAACUAUACCUUGAUGGUCACCUUUAUCUCCUUCCUACAAGUUCUUCUCUUAAUUCGGCAAAUGGAACAUAGCAAUACUCAGUCGGGGGCUGCCAAAGUUUCGAUUCUAAUGAUUGGCCAACAGGCUAUCAUGGAUGCUUAUCUUUGCCUUCUACACUUGACAGCAGGAAUACUUGUUGAAUCCUUAUUUAAUGCGUUUGCAACCGCUGCUUUUUUCAAGUUUGUUGUGUUCUCAAUAUUCGAGAUGAGAUACCUUCUUGCUAUAUGGAAAGCAAGUAGGCCUACAAAUAGUGGAGAAGGUUGGGAGACGAUGAGGCGUGAGCUUUCAGUUUUAUAUAGCCGUUUCUAUGGAAUUCUUUUAGGAGGCAUCCUGGUCAUGUACGAGUUCCACAACUUCCUGAGACCUAUUCUUCUCCUUAUGUACUCCUUUUGGAUACCUCAAAUAAUCACCAAUGUUAUCCGUGAUUCGAGAAAACCCUUGCACCCUCAUUACAUCUUAGGCAUGACUGUUACUCGGCUAGCAAUCCCGUUAUACAUAUUUGGUUGCCCUAACAACUUCAUGCGCAUUGAGCCUGACAAGAGUUGGUGUAUUUGUUUGAGUUUAUUUAUUGGACUGCAAGCCUCAAUUCUUCUUCUCCAGCAUUAUCUUGGCUCUCGUUGGUUCAUUCCUCGUCAGAUUCUACCUGAGAAAUAUAGCUACCACAGAAGGUCUGAUCAGGACACAAAUCAUGCCACAGACUGUGUCAUUUGCAUGACUGCAAUUGAUCUCACACAGCGUUCAGAUGAUUGCAUGGUGACACCAUGCGAUCAUUUCUUUCAUUCCGGUUGUUUACAAAGGUGGAUGGAUAUAAAGAUGGAGUGUCCAACUUGUCGGCGUCCACUGCCCCCUGCCUGAACUGUCUAUAUCACGUAUAGGAUCAACUGACAUCACCCAACACACUAAUUUUGGUUGGGUAUUGAAUCCAUUUUCUGCUUGAGUGCACCUUCAGAAGAAGGUUGAGAUACAACAGAAUCAAUUUCUGAACUGUAACGGGCUACAAUAGUUUGCAGCUAUAGCCAAUGAUUCUUUGCAUUGUUGUAUAUUGUAUAAUUAGUUAGCAAUACACAUUCGGUCCAUAAAAAGUUGGUUAAUAGAAACAAGAAAAGAAAGUGGCAUGGGUCUUGAUUAUUAGAUCUUAAUGCCGUUGUGAUUAGACUGAACUGUACGAUUGUGAGAACUGUAUCACAUCAAGCUCAGUGGCCAAUGUAGACGGUGUUAAGUACAUAAAUGGUUAAAAUGAUAAUGAACUGAAGCCCAUGCCAGAACU